This is a messenger RNA of Eufriesea mexicana, 5176 nucleotides long. Its product is annotated as NACHT domain- and WD repeat-containing protein 1. The record is from RefSeq and is a predicted model, not a curated record. Gene Ontology annotation, molecular function: protein binding. The transcript has 19 exons. Lineage: Eukaryota; Metazoa; Arthropoda; Insecta; Hymenoptera; Apidae. The coding region runs from base 385 to 5118 and encodes 1577 amino acids.
UUGGAAGUAAAAGAUUUAAAAAAAAAUUAUCGAAAUUGGUAUAUAAGAUUAAACGAUUAAGUAAGCUGAAGGAAACAAUCAGAUUAUAAAGAAACGAUAUUAUAACGAAUAUAGUAGCUGUGUUUGAGAAAUUAUAUGUAGACGUUGAAAAUAUACUAUUAUAUAGUUGUAUGGUAUCCAUUGGGUCCAUAUUUAGAGAGACUAUCAGGCAGAAAUAAACUUGUUUUUAUUGUUAUCACUGAAAAUACCAGAAGAACAAAAAUAUUUCCAAGGAAAAGAAGAAACAUCGAACAAAGAACAGUGAAAAAUAAAGUUCAAACUUCAGAAUAUUUUCACGGAGACUGGAGAAUGUUGCUCUGAACUGCGAGGCUAAGCGGCUUCAAAAUGAAUCUGGAAGUGGAACUUAUCGCAGGGGUGAUUAAGGGUGGACCACCCCCCAAAAACCUGCCCGCGCCGAGGCUCAUUAAAAUUUUCAUCGCUGGAGAACGGAAUGAAUUUGUAGAAGAAAGGAAGCAAUUAUUGGAGCUCGUCGGGCCUGAGCUGCAAUCGAUUUAUGACGACAUGGGAAUCGAGGUUCUGUUGGUGGACAUGCAAUAUGCAACGGACGAGAAUCCUGAUAGAAAUCCAUUCUUAGCUGAAUAUUUUUUCGAUGAAAUACACGCUGCUUAUCAACACUCGAGGGGUUGCUUCUUCGUGCUGCUAAUCGGUGACGAGUAUAACACCGGAUGGCUGCCGACGAAGCUCACUUCCGGAACCUACGAAAUCCUUUCGAGUCGCUGCGACAGCAUGAACCAGUACUACGAAGACAAUAGUAAUUGCUACGUCUUAAAGGCUGGCAGAUUGGAAACAGUGAAGAACAGUUGGUAUAGUUUGGAGUCAACUAUAAAGGAGUCAUUGAAGAAGGCUGCGGAAUCUGCAAUUUCGGAUCAGUGUGAUAAUGAAGAAAUUAGGGACAUAUUGAAGAGCACUGCGGAAAGACAACUAGAGUAUGCUUUAAAGCUGGACGAAACGGGUGAUGGCGUGAUAGCUGUGACACGCUCGUGGAAAGGCAGAAAGAGCCACAGAGCAGUGGCUUCGUUGAAGUCUCUGGUGAACAGUCGUCUCCCAGCUGACAAUAUAAUUAACGUCGAAGUAGAGCAGAAAACUGGAGGGAUUAAUCCUGACUAUAGGUCCCAUAGGGGCUACCUGGCUCAUCUUUGUCGCCUAGUCGUGAAUCGCGUGCAGAAUUUGGUGAAUGCUUCCAUAGAGGCGGACCCAGAAAUCAAGAGCAAGAAGAAGAUGGUGCAGGAAAUUUACGCGGAGAGCCUUAUGCACCUGGCGCUUCUUAGGGAGAUUAAACCUUGCGAGGAUAAUGAGCACGUUGAGAGGAUUAAGGAGAGUUUGUUAGCUGGUAAGUCGCAAAAACACGGCCCGAUACUCAUAAAAGGUGGCAAAUACUCCGGGAAAUCAUCGCUGCUGUCAAGAAUUUACACGGACGCCUCCUCCUGGCUGGAUUGCGCCACUUUCAGAGUGGUUCGUCUCUGUGCUUCCACACCUCGAUCAGCGUACAGUCUCGAGCUGCUUCGAGUGCUCUGUCAACAUGUCGGUUUCCUUUCCGGUUUAUUGGACGGGAAUCUUCCUAAAGACGCCUCGUUCGAUCCCCUUUAUCUCAACAAUUGGCUGGGUCAAAUCAUGAGACGGAUCGAGGAGGAGCCAAUGAAGGAGCAAUUAGUGAUCCUGCUUGACGAUCUUCAUCGAUUGCAUCCACUCGACUGCGAUAUCGUCGCUGCUCUGUCGUGGCUACCGAUGAACCUACCACCAGGGGUGCAUUUAGUCGUAACUACAGCUCUUCCUCCCGAAGUAUUACGGCUCACUCCAGUACAAAAAGAAAGACUACGUAGUAACGAGAUUUUAAUCGAGAUCCAAGACCCGAGUUCGGAUUCGCAAGAAACGGAAAACGUUUUCGAUAGAUUAGAAGAAUUAGUGGGCGAAUGUGCGGCGGAUAGAAUCGGCUCCAUCUUGGCUUCCACGGAGUACGGUUUGUCAGAGACAGAAAUCCUUGAAGUAAUUAUGCCAACAAAGGGCGACGAACCUUUGUUCUUAGACGAUGGAUUGUUCAACUUUGCAACUUGGUGCCUGGUUAGGAGAACUUUCAACGAAUUUCUUAAGGUUCGCGUAAUGAGCGGAAGACUGCUUUUCUCCUGGCGAUAUCCGAUCCGUGACCUAGCUCGGAAAUGGUACUUCCCCAACCAGGAGACUCUGAAGAGCUACCACGGAGAGUUGGCGAAUCUUUUCUUUUCAGAAGAUUUCGAAGACAAAGAUGACAAGUCCUCGCCUGAGGAAGAAACUCCUAAAAAAGAAACACCUUUCCAGAGCAGACCAAGGUCCCAGGACACAGCCUACAACCUUAGACACGUGGAAGAAGCUUGGUUGCACUUGUUACGAGCUGGAGACGUGGAAAAGUUGAAGAAAUUGGCAGUCUGCGCGUUUGACUUCCUCCUAGCUGCUGUCCAAAUGAUUUCUGUCAGUUACUUGAGAUGCGUUCUUGAGCAUUCGCGAAAAUAUCUAUUGGAGAGGGACUUGGAGCUGGUGUACUACACUGUGAGGAAGUCUAGUGACAUUUUAACGAGGGAUCCUCUCCAACUUGGGGCGCAGUUGAUCUGUUGGCUGAGGCCUGUGGCUGAAGAUGGUGGUGAUUUGGUCAGCAGAAUGGUUACAGCAGCAAUGGCAUGGUGCGAUGGCUAUACAGCUCCAUUAUUGGUACCAUUAAAUGGAUGGCUUCAACCACCUUUGCCUCUUCAAAUUCGUACUUUAUCUUGUCCACAAGGUGUAAAACUCGUCGAGGCUGCCCCUUCUGGGCAACACGUUAUCAUUGUCCCUUUUCAAGGAGAUGCGCAGUUAUGGCAUGUAAUGUCAGGACAGUUGGUUCAUACCUUUAAAGGACAUUCGAAUCCAAUUUCGUGCUUAGCUGUGACACAACACUCGCAAUAUCUACUGACAGGCUCCGAGGACACUUCGAUUAUAGUCUGGGAUAUGAAGGAAUUAACCUUGAAGCUGAGAAUCCAAGAACACAUCGCCCCUGUUUUAUGCUUGACAUCCGCACUCAAGAAUUCUGUGAUUGUCAGUGGAGGAGAGGAUUCCAGAAUAAUCAUCACGAGUCUUCUAAACGGGAAUGUUCUCAUCAAAGUGGACCACCAUAGAGGGCCUGUGAAUUCCAUUCGCGUUGACUCAGCUGGCGAAAUCCUCGUUUCUGGUUCUUCCGACUACACGGUCUGUCUGUGGUGUCUAAUGAAGUUCACGUUGUUGAAAUGCAUCGAAUUGCCAUCCGCGGUGACUAUGCUUGACGUGUCAGCUGAUUCCGUGUUCCUGUUAGCGGCCUGCGAAGACCAGAAAUUGUAUUUGAGGUCUCUGGCGACGGGAACUGAUAUUCAUACGUUGAGAGGUCAUCAGGGUGAAGUGAAGAGCAUCUGCUUGGCGAGAGAUUGCAGACGAGCCAUUGCUGGCGGUAUCAAGGGCAAGGUUUCCGUGUUUGACAUGCACAGUGGAAGAUUGACAAGAACGUUACCAGCGAACCCGUCAACAGAUGUCACUGCUGUUAAGGUAACAGAGAAGGACGACUUCCUAAUAACAGCUUCCGGUGAUCGAGUGACUUACUGGAGUUUCCGUGGUGAGGAGGCCCACACUAAACCCCCAAAAUCCAGCAAACAAGAAUCGUUGCACCCACACACUGCUCCUAUAUCUUGUUUGGAUAUAUCCAGGGACGGAGCAAUGGCGGUCACCGGUGGAGUCGAUUCUCUUGUAAAUCUCUGGCAAUUAAACACUCAUGAGCUGCUUUCCACUUUCGAAGGGCAUAUUGCUAGUGUGACCUGCAUUGCGUUUUCUGCUUCCGGUUUAUUUGUUGCUUCUGGUUCGGAAGACAAGACGGUUCGUGUGUGGGGUCUGACUUUAGGUUUAGUAGUGGCAACGUUUAAGCACCAGGCACCUGUAACUGCAGUAACGGCCAUGUUUGAUGGACGACGAGUAGUUAGCUCAGAUAGAGCUGGUACAAUCCGCGUUUGGGCAGCUGAUACUGGUACCCUAAUUCAAUCAGUAUGCGGACCUGGUCGAUGUUUUACAGUUUCACCUGAUAUGAGAUAUGCGGUAUGCGGUGCAGGAGACAAUCAAUUAAAAAUAGUAAGUUUGGGAGCUGGUCCUGAAGAGAAGUACCAAGUAUCGCAUUCUCAAGAAAUUACUUGUCUGGUUGUUACUCCAGAUUCUCGUUUGUUGAUUACGGGUUCUAGGGAUAUGAGUUUAAAAGUUUGGCAGCUUGCUGGUGGAAAAUUGUCACAGGUCCUUGUUGGUCACACGGAUCACGUCACCUGCGUUGGAGUUGCAGUCCUCGAUAAAUCCAUCGUAGUAUCCGGUUCCAAGGAUGCUAAUCUAAUCGUCUGGGAUAUCAACACUGGCAGCGAUCUUCACACUCUGAAAGGGCACUUAGGUUACAUAACAUGCGUCAAGCUGUCAGGAGAUGGAAGUUUGGCAGCCUCUGGCAGCGAGGACAAGAGUUUGAUCAUUUGGGACACGAAAAAGGGUUGCUCCCUCAGUAGCAUAAUGUUACAUGUCCCUGUACUGGGUUUAGAGGUUGCCACUGAUCUGUCGAGGCUCGCGUUACAUUUGCUUGAACACAAGUGCAUGCCUAUCCUCUGUUUGCACAAUACUCCGGCGCAAUACGUGAAAUUACCGGAUUAUGUGGCGCCUUGGUGCGACACCAGAGAUCUGAGGCCACCUGGACCGAAGAGACCUAAUAAGAGGCUACUGAAGAAAGAGGUGUCUUUGGAUAGCGAUACGUGGCAUAGGAAAUAUGGUCAUCUUACAUCAGGAAUUCUGACGUCAUCAGUGGAGGAUGGAUUACAACGACGAUUUAGCGUAAGCGCUUCCAUGGACGAGAUCAGCAAGGUUGGAUUAACGAAUAGUCCCUCCGGAUUAGGACCGGAGCAGGCUGCUCUCGCUCAGUCGCAACAUUUCGAUCAACUCGAAGCACUUUGGAACAAACAAUCGCCACCUGCUAGGCCCCGUGCUCAUGGAAGAACUCUGUCGAAGCAAAGCUCUUUGCAAGCUACGCGGAUAUCCGAUUCUGAGGAAGAGGGUGUACCGGACUAAAACAACAUUUCGUUAGAAAAUAAACGGACUAAAUCUUAAUCGUCGUACCUUUCUCUUU